GAGCGCCGUACGAAAUAUCCUCCGCCAGUCCGGAAACCGACAGUAGCUCCGCGGAGGAGAAUGCCGCGGCGAGUGCCGCAUCACUAGCGCUAGGUAGGGUCUACGCGGCCACAUCCUUGCCGGCACACAUCUGGUCAUUGAAUGGCAUCAAAUGUCCAGUGUGCAGCAAGUUUGUCAUGCCCGAUGACAUAGAGUGUCAUUUAGUAAUGUGCCUAACGAAACCUCGUUUGUCUUACAAUGAGGAUUGCUUAACGGAUGCCAAGGGUGAAUGUGUUAUAUGCUUAGAAGAUUUAUGUCCCGGUGAUAUCAUUGCUAGAUUACCAUGCUUAUGCAUCUAUCAUAAAGGAUGUAUCGACAAAUGGUUCGAGGUGAAUCGCAGCUGUCCGGAACAUCCGGGUGACUAGUGAAGCUAAUUCGGGACGCGUCACGUUCGGUUUCCUGUUUCCUGGUUUUUUGUACUAGUUAGUAACGGAGGACGGAGAGGUCGGCCGACAGAUGGGGAACGGGUCAUCCGAAGCCGGGACGUGGCAACGCUGGGCUCACGCACGGGACGACGGGAUGGGACGAGUCUACACUAGUGGUUUAGUAGUAAUAGUUGUAGUAGUAAUUAAACAAUUGAUACACACUGCAAGAGAGAUCGAGCAGCGGUGUGGAGUGAUGACGACGGUGAUGAUGGACGUCGCGAGGAAGGUGUGCGCGCGAGGGGGUUUCGAUUUGCUGGGCAAAUCGAGACCCUCGGGAAAGUGGAAUCGUCAGCUAGCAUCGGGGCCACCGGAGAGAUGAUUGUACCAGGACGGACGGACGAUUUCGCUUAUUUUAUAGUGUGAACGUUAUUUUUUACCUGAUUUAAAUAUACCGGAAGUACGCAAGCGAAGGCGCAACAGACACGCAAUAAAAUCUUAAUACCUGCUACAUGGAAGCCACCUAGGUGCAAAGGUGGCCACGAAAGGGACAACGUUUACUGGGCAAGCUUUUUUACUGCAAUAAAUCGAUAAGUAGGUGGAAACUAGAGACUAAGCUCACACGUUUUGGAUAACUGAUUUGUUUUUAUUUCUGCGUGUUAAGCAAACAUUAGAAUCUACCAAAAAUCAACCCGGAAAAUAAUACAAAAUGCGCACGAUCGAACUAAAAUAGCUAAAAUAUCAAAACGAACCUGUAGCGUCUAUUUAGGCAAAUUAUAUUUUUAACCAAUUCUAUCCGAGUAAAAUACUAUUUGAACGUGUCACAAAUCGAACUACAAAUGGUUUUAAUUUUCUAUUCUCCUACCGCGCUCUUGACUGUCGAUUGUUAGCUGACGUUAGUGUGAGAGCAUGAAAAAACGAAUCAUAUAUAUACUAUACAUAAUAAAAUGUGGAAGGAUGUUGUAGUGUUGCUCGCGAGACACAUCGCUUUGUAAAUAUUAAAAGUUAAGCAAAACGGAAACAAGAGACGACGUUAAAAAUAGAUCUAAACAAAAACAAAAAAAAAAUCUAACUGAUUAAAAUAGUGAUCCCAAAACAAAGAAAACAGAACAAAAAAAAUGACAGAUAUAUGAGUAACCGCAGAAAGAAGAGGAAGAGAUCAUAAAAAGCAGAUAUCUGUAAGUGAAAUUAUGUAGUGAUCUUAUUAUGAUUUACAAAAAUUUGAAACAGACUAAAAAAAAGGAAGAAAACUCGAUGAGAAAACAUACUGUUAACAAUCUACGGCUACAGUCUUAAACACACCACACUCACACACAAACCCACACAUACACACAGGCAUACACACAGAAACAGACAGGAAAACAAGUAACAAUAACUAAAGUUAAAACCAGUAAAAUAAAAUGGCAGCAGUAUGUUAUACAUGUGUACGAAGCAAAACAAUAAACAGAGCAAUUUUCUCAAUAAUUAAAAUUUA
Messenger RNA from Aedes albopictus (Asian tiger mosquito), 1875 nucleotides. RefSeq names its product E3 ubiquitin-protein ligase znrf2. Gene Ontology annotation, biological process: protein K48-linked ubiquitination; proteasome-mediated ubiquitin-dependent protein catabolic process. Gene Ontology annotation, cellular component: membrane; intracellular membrane-bounded organelle; cytoplasm. The record is from RefSeq and is a predicted model, not a curated record. Lineage: Eukaryota; Metazoa; Arthropoda; Insecta; Diptera; Culicidae. Gene Ontology annotation, molecular function: ubiquitin protein ligase activity.